Nerophis lumbriciformis (worm pipefish) is the source of this 1125-nucleotide messenger RNA. The record is from RefSeq and is a predicted model, not a curated record. NCBI's taxonomy places the organism in Eukaryota, Metazoa, Chordata, Actinopteri, Syngnathiformes, Syngnathidae.
AUGAGUGAGCAGCCCAUCUUCAGCACGCGGGCGCACAUCUUCCAGAUUGACCCUACGACCAAGAAGAAUUGGCUCGCCACCAGCAAACAGGCCGUCACGGUUUCUUACUUCUUUGACAGCACCAGGAACGUCUAUCGAAUCAUCAGCCUGGAGGGAUCCAAGGCCGUGAUCAACAGCACCAUCACUCCCAACAUGACCUUCACCAAAACCUCUCAGAAGUUUGGCCAGUGGGCCGACAGCCGCGCCAACACAGUCUACGGGCUGGGCUUCUCGUCGGAAAGCCACCUGAGCAAGUUUGCGGAAAAGUUUGCCGAGUUCAAGGAAGCGGCUCGACUCGCCAAGGAGAAAUCUCAAGAAAAGAUGGAACUCACCAGCACACCCUCGCAGGGCGGCACUGUCAGAAGGAACAUGUUACCUGCCAACAAACCCCUGUUCAAGAAGGAGUCUACCAGCGGCGCUCUACAGUCACCUCUAACGGCGGAGAGCGUAAACGGCACCGAGGACGAGAGAGCGACGGCGUGCACGCCUCAGCCUUCGGAGGCCAGGGCCGAGCCUUCCCAUAACGCGCUUCCCUUUUCACACAGUUCCUCCAGCAUCGGGAAGCACUUAGAGGCCGAGCUGGCAGCGCUGAAGGGCAACAACGCCAAGUUAACGGCGGCGCUGCUGGAGUCCACGGCCAACGUCAAGCAGUGGAAGCAGCAGUUAGCCGCAUACCAAGAGGAGGCGGAGAGGCUUCACAAACGAGUGACAGAGCUGGAGUGCGUGAGCGGCCAAAACACUGCAGUGAAAUCUGAGAAAACGGAGUUGAACCGCACCAUCGAGGAGCUGGAGGCGGCUCUCAAAGCCAAGGAGGACGAGUUGGAAUGUCUCAAAGCAGAGGUGCAGAGUGCCAACCAGUUUCAGUCCCAAAGAGACUCGCUCACACAGAAGCUGCAGGAAGUGGAGCGUCGUAACGAGGCGCUGGAGUUGCAGCUGGGCGAGCUGGAGCAGCGCGUGGACGCCAACCGGCGGGAACGCGAAGUGUUCCGACAGAGUCUGCGCUCGCUGCUGCAGCUGCUCGACGGCAAGAUCUUCGAGCUGACAGAACUGCGGGACGCUCUGGCCAAGCUGCUGGAAUGCAGCUAA